Molecule: messenger RNA, 453 nt
Organism: Gryllus bimaculatus (two-spotted cricket)
Lineage: Eukaryota; Metazoa; Arthropoda; Insecta; Orthoptera; Gryllidae
Source: the annotation of a GenBank genome assembly
AUGAAUUCUGUGGCCUUGCAGAUCCUCGCUUUCGCGCUGGUGGCGCUGGUCGCAGCGGCGCGCGCCUACCCCUUCCCGUACGCGGGUCUGGAGGCGCUGGGCGGCCACGGCCUCUCGCUGGGCGGAGGCCUGGGCGGUGGGCUGGACGGCGGCCACGGCGGCGGUCACGGCGAGCACGUCAUCGACUUCCACGUGGAUGAGGAGUCUCUUGAUAGCUGUGCUGGGCUAAAGCGAACAACUAAACAAGCGGGAAGGAGUGAGGAAGCAAGAGAAGAGGCAGUAAAUUUGUUGCGAAGAGCUCAAUUUGAAGGUGGAGAAGCAGAGAGUAGUGCAAAUAAAGUGCCCCUUAUACCGAUUGAAGUUAUUUUAAGUACACCACAAAUUGAGGAAACAGUAAAUUCUGCAGAACCUGAAGUGAUACAAACAGAAAAUGGCAAUGAAACAGAGGUGUAG